Oncorhynchus nerka (sockeye salmon) is the source of this 1389-nucleotide messenger RNA. RefSeq names its product G1/S-specific cyclin-D2-like. The record is from RefSeq and is a predicted model, not a curated record. Gene Ontology annotation, molecular function: cyclin-dependent protein serine/threonine kinase regulator activity. Gene Ontology annotation, biological process: regulation of cyclin-dependent protein serine/threonine kinase activity; mitotic cell cycle phase transition. Gene Ontology annotation, cellular component: cytoplasm; cyclin-dependent protein kinase holoenzyme complex; nucleus. Lineage: Eukaryota; Metazoa; Chordata; Actinopteri; Salmoniformes; Salmonidae. Bases 222 to 1154 code for a protein of 310 amino acids. The transcript is spliced from 4 exons.
CACACAUACAGAGGGGCGAGGAAAUAAAAGGACAUCCAACAUAGCAGUGACAAGAAGAGGGUUCAAUUGAGUUGGAUUAGUUGCAGAUUUUCAGCACACAUAUUGGUCCUACAUUCUCUCUCCUUACACUGACAGAGUAACAUUGACUUGUUGUAUCCCACUUUCUGGACCGAGAGGAACACAAACCCACCUAGGUAGUUGUGUGUGGGCUGAGCUGAGGGAUGUCUGUGUCUGUGUCUCUGUGGUGUGAGGAGGAAGUCCGAGGCCAGCAAGGUCAGGGAGCCCAGCAGGGCCAGGCCAGGGGCCAUUCACAGCUCCGGGCCCCCUGGGACCCCAGUGUGUCUGGGCAGCGGAUCAUCCAGAGGCUGCUACAGGUGGAGGAGAGAUAUCUGCCCUCCGCCCUCUACGUCGCCCUCAUCCAGAGAGAGCCGGAGCGCAGAGAGGAGCUCGCCAAGUGGGCUAUGGAAGUAUGCUGUGAGCGUGGCUGUGACGAAACAGUGUUUCCCCUGUCUGUCUCUAUGUUGGACCGCUUCCUGUCUGCCUCCCUGUCUCUCCCUGUCUCACCCUACUGCCUGGCUGCAGCCUGCAUCCUCAUCGCCUCCAAACUAACAGAGUGUGACACAAUCUCUGCUGACUCUCUUUGUGCUGCAGCUGAGUACAGCUUCCUGCCCUCCAACAUACGGGAGAUGGAACGUGUCAUCCUUGCCACUCUUCGAUGGGACGUUGCUGCGGUAACUGCUCAGGACUUCAUUCCACAUUUCCUUCCCCCUGUAGGGGAGAGGAAGGAUGGAAAGGCAGACACAGAGGAGUUAUUCUCCACACUGCGUCGGCAUAGUGACACCCUGGUUGCCAUGUGUGUCUGUGACUACCGUUUCCUGGGAGCCCCUCCAUCCCUGGUUGCUGCGGCAGCGCUGAACUCUGCCCUCCGGGGUUUGGGCAACAAGGGUCCAGGUCAUCUGGGUCAUAUGAGUGCUACACUGGCAGAACUGUGUCAGACUGACCUGAUGGUGUUGCAGUGUUACAGUGAAUUGAUAGAAGCUGCCCUCAAACAACGGCUCAGAGGUGGACUCCAAGACAGUGCCAUGGAGAAGGAUGGAGAAAUAGAGGAUGAAAGAGCAGGCACUCCUACUGAUAUGAGAGAGAUUGAUUUCUAAACACUAAAUUGUGUAAGGCAAAGUGCGAAUCAAUCAAAGUCCUGCAUGUAGCUCAUCAGUGAAACUGAUAUAAACUCUUUAUGACCUCAAAUGCUCUACAAUUUAUUAUAUUUUGAAAUUACUUUAAUUUAAUAUUGUUUAUUUAUUCAUUGUGUUUCUUGUGCCAUAUUUAUUAUUUAUUUCAUGACUGUGAUUCUUUGUCAUUAUGUUGUUGAUAGUAUGUCCUUAAUCUAUU